CAUCACGAUUCAAUUUAAGAAAAUUAAUACGAAUGUUACAAAUACAAGCGUCAACACUCAAAAUUUUAUUCAUUUGCGAAGUUACAUUCAAAAUGGUCGUAUCGUCUGGUAAAGCAAGCGACGCCGCCGAACGUUCUUUAACAGUACAUUAUGCAAAUUACAAAGAAGAUAUAGUUUUGAAAAAGAAUCUGGAUAUAUUAAAUAGAACUGAAAAGAAUAUAGUUCACAGUGUUCAGAUAGACCAAAAAAUUCUCUACAAAAGAUUUCAAGAUAAGCUUCAUCGCUCGAAGUUAGCUUAUGCUCGUUUGUAUGGCGACAAGGAAAAAGAAAGAGAACUAAGAGCAAAAAAUUUGCGGUCUUUGAAUAUAAAUGUUGGUGAUUCUGAGCAGGAUUAUGAAUUUCUGAAGAAGAUACAACCAAAUAAGGGGGCAAAACCAAAGAAAACAUCGAGAGUUAAGAUAAACAUUGAUGCCGUUAUUGAUGAUGUUUUUGAUGAGGAAGCACCAAGACUUAGAAGUAGGUCAAUGUCUGAAGGUAGCAUGACACCAUUACCGGUGACCACGUAUGCGCAUCCUAUUACUACAAGACCAUCAUCUGCUAAAUAUGGAAGAAAUGACCAACGUACGCAAUGUUUUCCAGUGACCGCCUUGAGUGCAAAUGGAAAUACGCCCGACAAAAACUUGCUUAAAGUUCCGACCAUUGAUACACGACCGAGAACAUGUUCACCAAAAUUAUCCGGACCUCGAUCUAGGCGUAACUCUAGUGUUGCAACGAAAAAUGGAAGUAAAUCGCCUAGGAGAUCUACAAACUUGUUUGAGCAUGAUGAGUAUGUCGAUCAUGUCGAAAGGAGACUGAGAGAAUUAAAAACUUUGGAUUUUACGGACAAGAUUGGAAACUUUUGCGAAUCCCUAGAGGACUAUAAAUCCGAUAAAAACGGAAAUAUUGAUUAUUACACAAUGCGUGUGGAAGCUUCACCAAAAGUACAAAAUUUGAUCGAUAUACCAGGAACGCCAGAUGAACAGUAUCAAAAACAUUUUGGAAACCUAACUGUUAAAAGUUUAACAAUGAAGAAGCUUAAUUUUGAUUUUAGCAAAAGUGAUAGUAGCCAGAGUCAUUUGUUUACACCGGAUGCGUCAGCCAUGCUAAGAUAUGAAUCAUCUGAGGACUCUGAUUCGGAUUCCGAUUGAAAGGUUUUACUGUAGAUGAAAUAGCUCUUAUAUAACGAACCGUAAAAUGGGGAUGAACAUAUAUAACGUU
This is a messenger RNA of Mytilus trossulus (common blue mussel), 1257 nucleotides long. RefSeq lists its product as uncharacterized. NCBI's taxonomy places the organism in Eukaryota, Metazoa, Mollusca, Bivalvia, Mytilida, Mytilidae. Bases 33 to 1187 code for a protein of 384 amino acids. The transcript has a single exon. The record is from RefSeq and is a predicted model, not a curated record.